Spea bombifrons (plains spadefoot toad) is the source of this 1377-nucleotide messenger RNA. Its product is annotated as hyaluronidase PH-20-like. Lineage: Eukaryota; Metazoa; Chordata; Amphibia; Anura; Pelobatidae. The transcript is spliced from 3 exons. Bases 1 to 1377 code for a protein of 458 amino acids. The record is from RefSeq and is a predicted model, not a curated record. Gene Ontology annotation, cellular component: acrosomal vesicle. Gene Ontology annotation, biological process: carbohydrate metabolic process; hyaluronan catabolic process. Gene Ontology annotation, molecular function: hyalurononglucosaminidase activity.
AUGGUAUUGGUCAUGUUGGCUCUAGUAGUUCCUCUGUGUCGCUCAAGCCAUGUACGAGUACCUCUACAAGGACUGUCUUCUUUUGCAUCUAUAUGGAAUGCUCCGACUGAAAUAUGCAUGAAAAAAUUUCGAGUUCCACUUGACCUGCGUUUUUUUGACAUGGAAGGAAGCACAUUGUCAUGUGCAAGAGGUCAGAACAUUACAUUGUUCUAUACUGACAGACUGGGAUAUUAUCCAUCAAUACAUCCUGUAACUGGCAAAAUUUAUAAUGGAGGCAUUCCCCAGAUGACAAAUAUGCAUGAACAUUUACGGAAAGCCAAGGAGGAUCUCACCCACUACAUUCCAUCUACAACGCGACCUGGUCUGGCAGUGAUUGACUGGGAAGACUGGAGGCCUACAUGGAUUAGAAACUGGGCUUCCAAGGAAGUGUACAAGACGAUGUCCAUUGAGUUUGCAUUACAAAAAGAUCUAAGGCUCUCUCAGACAAAAGCAGCAUCUGUUGCUAAAACACAGUUUGAACAUGCAGCAAAACAUCUGAUGCUAAACACCUUAAGGAUUGGUAAAUCCAUGAGACCUAGGCACCUAUGGGGAUUCUACUUAUUCCCCAAUUGUCAAAAUUAUGACUAUAAACAGAAUCCUCAUAAUUACACUGGUCGCUGCCCAGAGAUUGAAAUAUUGAGAAAUGAUGGACUCCAUUGGCUAUGGAAAGAAAGUACAGCACUGUUUCCAAAUAUGUACCUGGAAACUGCUUUACGGUCAUCAACUAAUGCUGCAUUGUUCUCCCGUCAUCGCAUUCAGGAAGCCAAGAGACUAUCUAAAAUAGCAAACGCUGCACACUCCCUUCCAGUGUAUAUGUACAAUCGGCCAGUAUUUACAGAUGACACACAGGAAUACCUAUCUAAGGUUGAUCUGGUCCACACAAUCGGUGAAAGUGCAGCUCUCGGCACUGCUGGAUUUGUAAUGUGGGGUGAUAUGAAUUUAACUCUGAGCAAGGAAACAUGCACAAAUUUGAAUAACUUUAUUGUGAACACCCUGAAUCCAUACAUCAUCAAUGUAACACUGGCUUCGAAGCUUUGCAGUGCGGCACUGUGCCAGAACAAUGGUGUGUGCACGCGUAAGCACUGGAACACAAACACUUACCUCCAUCUUAACAAAAGAAAUAUGGUUAUAGGACGGAAAGAUGGAAAGUAUUUUGUGCAUGGAAAUCCGACAGUGGAAGAUCUUAAUCACUUUUAUGAAAACUUUGAAUGUCAAUGUUACACAGGAAGAAAGUGCCGAAGACCUUCACCUCUGAGACACAUAAAUGUGUGCAUAAGGCAAAAUAUCUGCAUAAACACCAACUUGUCCACAAUGUCUAAAAAGAAUUCUAAAACUUAA